Dissoconium aciculare CBS 342.82 is the source of this 1563-nucleotide messenger RNA. RefSeq lists its product as uncharacterized. The transcript has a single exon. The record is from RefSeq and is a predicted model, not a curated record. Bases 231 to 1220 code for a protein of 329 amino acids. Lineage: Eukaryota; Fungi; Ascomycota; Dothideomycetes; Mycosphaerellales; Dissoconiaceae.
AAGAGUAACAUGUAGACUUCAAAUCCUUGCAAAAAUGUGCGCCUCUCACCUUCCGCCUGCGUACAUAGAUCGAGUCAAUUCAGAAGAAAUCGAGAACCGAACCAGGCGACCCGUGACAUCCAAUAGAAACCUCCCCCACGGAUCACACGAACGAUUCCUUUCAAAACCAGCUGACGUUCUACCACCGUCCAAUCCGCUAGGUUCUCCCAUCAACGCUCUCUACAGUCCUGAUGGCGGAUAAAGCACACGCUGGAGCAGAAGGCUUCUUCGACCUAAGCGGUGAACUCCGCAACGUAAUCUAUCGUUACACGCUCAUAGCAGAGGACGGUCCCAGCAACGCUGCGCUCCUCGCAACAAGCAAGCAAGUAUUCUUCGAAGCAGAGCCAAUCCUCUUCAAAGAACGCAUCUUCCAGGUCACCGUCGACUUACGAGGUUGUCAUGUCGAUGGAAAGGAACUGCGCGAUUGGAGAAAGAUGGAGACGUGGCCACCAUAUCUCCGCAAGGCUCAUCAUGUGGCGUUCAAGGCGACGAUGGAUGACUGUAUGUGUGCGGAAUGGCAUGCAGAAUCUGGGUUUUACGCUAUGGGUAAAUUCCUCGAGAGGAGUCAUAGUCUCCGAACGUUGUCGGUAGAAUUCAGACGGAGCGUCGAUGACUUUGGAAACGACAGAUAUCCCAUGACGAUGAUCUGUCCCCGCUGGCUCUUCCACCAGCAGGAUGUGGAGGUCACGAUCGUGGGAACCGAAGACGUUCCACAAGUGGAAUUCAUCCGAGGACCCCGAAUCGCCGCGGCCGAGAACCGGCCACACUCUCUCGAGGAUGCGCAUGCUUGUCUCCGGCGUGCGGUCCAGGAUUUCACCUUCUGGAUGAUAGUAUCGAUGGGCCCGCGACCGCACAAUACCGAGUACAGACCCCGAGGCUUCGAGAAUCAACUCACGGUCACGGAACUCUGCACGCAAUACGAUGCGAUAGAUCCUGAGAUACAUAGUCAAGAUGUCAAUGCGGAGCUGAGACUCGCGGCGAUGCUGUAUGAAUGGAAACUGCAUUCUGAUAGGACGGCAGCCUCCUCGCCCGCGCAACCGGCGUGGGAUCGUGGUUGGAGGAUAGAUUUCUAUACCGUGUUGAAAUAUGCUUUCGCGGCGAUCAGUCUGGGUCGACAAUCUGGGCUGGCGGAAUGGAGGGAUCCGCCUAUGGCCGAUCUAAUGUUCCUGACCAGAAGCUGAACCUGAGCGCGAGCGAAUAUAUCCACAUGAACGAGAAAAAGGAGUCACGCUGAAUUUCGCACUAUCGCUAACCGCAACAAAUAUCUAACACCAUCAAAAGAGGAGUCUACACCUCCGCCCCCUCCUCUCCAUCCGCCACGCGGGCAUAUUCUCCCCGAUACAGCAUUCCCUUGCGAGGGACUUCAUACAUGUUCGUAUAAUCGACCGUGUCCCCACCUAGCAGGGCCUUGCCAUUAGUUUUCGAUCCGAAAAUCGGUCCAUCGCACCAGAAAUCCUGGCAAUUACGAAAAAUGCCGCGGGAGAAAGGCUUGGUCUUGCGGGGGUGCUGUUUGUGUUUGUCUUU